GGAAAAUGGGGGUGAAAUGGCAGGGUGGAGGCGGCAGGCGGGUGGCUGGUGGUUUGCAGCCGAUAGAAGGAGUCGGGGAGCAGGGGGGUACACGGGGUUUGAGGGGUACACGGUGGGAGAGAGCGGAGGGAGCCGGGGGGCGCAGACCGGAGCGGUGAAGCGCUUGAUCUGCGGCAGCAGGCGGCCCGGGCCUGUGUACCGGCAUCGUAGAUUAGCAGCACAACAACAACAGCAAGAAACUUUUACAAACAGAGACAAUCGUGCAUUAGCAUUUUGGAACAAAUCGUAUUGUUUCACGACGACAACAACAACAAAUAAAUAAAUUCUGACGCGCCCCCAAUUGUUGUACAACGUCAUCAACGCCUUUGGUACCUACAUGGGAGGAAUAUGGUGUGUGUGUGGGCACUAAUUUGUAAUUCGUGUUGCCAAAUCAUAAUAAUUGUAGGGGAAGUCGGUUUGUUAAUACGUGUGUCCGCGGUGCGAUACAACGAUGGGUUGCAAUUCACAGUAAAGAGCUUUUGUUAGUGUGGUCGCACACUUGCAGGGACUGUAGCGUUCUUUCUUCAGUUCAGGUUCACAAUGACAAGUAUGUAUUUGUCAGUUUUAGAUACGGGUAAGAUGUCAGAUUGUAAUGAAGGGAGGGAUACUGAGUUGAGGCGUUCUUAGUAUAUAUGGAAUUUAUCAUAUCAGAUGGGCUGAGCCGGAAUUUCUAGCACUGUGGGUACAAACAAUGUGAAGCACAGUAUCGUGCCAGCAGACCAUGGGUAAGGAUUACUGCACCUGGCGCUGCUGCCCCAGCAGCAUAACCGAUGAAAUAUAAUGAUGUGUCGUCUGUCAGCCCGAUGCUGAGCAGAGAAACAAGAAGGUAUACUUUAUAAACCAUGGACAGUCUGGGACUUCAAGCAGUGACACUCAGUGACAGCUCUAGCUCAUUCAUCCAGCAAGCUAUCAAAGAUGGGAAGCUGAUUGAAGGAGACACCAUCCAGUUGGAGGACGGUACCACCGCGUACAUCCAGCAGGUCACCGUGCAGCAGAAAGACUAUACCCCGUUCGAGGAUGGCCAGGCAGUACAGCUGGAAGAUGGCAGCACUGCCUACAUUCACCACAUGCUCAAAGAGGGCUAUGACCCCAGCACGGUGGAGGCAGUCCAGCUGGAAGAUGGCAGCACGGCGUACAUCCACCACCCCUCCGGCAUGCAGGCCAGCAACACCAUCCUGACCGUGCACACUGAGGGCGGGCUGGAGGAGGGCACAGUCGACCCAGAGACCAUCACCACCUUGGAGCAGUUCGCCAGCAAGAUGUCCGAGUCGGAUGUGGUGGAGGACAAUGGGCCCAGCAGCACCGGGCUUCAGCAGAGUGACUCUGCAGAGGAUCCCGGCGCUAUCGAGGUGCUGUUCCAGGAGUCGCGCAGCUCAGGGAAGUCUCAGCAGAGCGGGGAGAAGUCGCAUCGCUGUCAGUACGAGGGCUGCGGCCGGCUCUACACCACAGCUCACCAUUUAAAGGUUCAUGAAAGAGCUCACACAGGCGACCGGCCGUACAGGUGUGAUGUGCCGAGCUGCGGGAAGGCCUUCGCUACGGGGUACGGCUUGAAGAGCCACAUCCGCACACACACUGGAGAGAAACCGUACAAGUGUCCUGAAGACAUGUGCACUAAGGCCUUCAAGACAUCAGGAGACCUGCAGAAACACGUACGCAUACACACAGGUGAGCGGCCGUUCCAGUGCCCGUUCGAGGGCUGUGGCCGCUCCUUCACCACCUCCAACAUCCGCAAAGUCCACAUCCGCACCCACACUGGGGAGCGGCCCUACAUGUGCGAGGAGCAGGGCUGCGGGCGGGGCUUCGCCAGCGCCACCAACUUCAAGAACCACAUGAGGAUACACACAGGUGAAAAACCGUAUGUGUGCACUGUGCCAGGCUGUGGAAAGCGCUUCACGGAGUACUCCAGUCUGUACAAACACCACGUGGUGCACACGCACUGCAAACCCUACACCUGCAACCACUGCGGGAAGACGUACCGGCAGACCUCCACCCUCGCCAUGCACAAGCGCACCGCACACGGGGACUUCGAGGCCACAGAGGAGGCAGAGCAGCGCCACUCCGAUGACGGAGGGGAUCAGGAGCCCGAUCUGAAACGGCAGCGCAUCGCCUUCCUGACUGAGGGGGAUGGGGGCGCGGCCCCACACGUUGCCAUGGUAGCACAGGACGUCAUGGAGUCACAGGUCGCGCUGAUCACUCAAGACGGGACACAGCAGGUGAGCCUAUCCCAUGAGGACCUGCAAGCACUGGGUUCAGCCAUCACCAUGGUAACACAGGACGGCAGAACAAUUGCAGUCCCUGCCAACCAGGGUGACAUCGCUGGGUCUGGCACCCACGCAGUUACUGUGGUGACGGCUGAUGGAACGGAGGCACAGUCGGUGGCCAUUGUAACAGAUGGGAUGAUGGUUGGAGAUUCACAUGGAACAGCUCAGCAUUACCAACAGGUGGCGCUGUUGGCCACAGCAAACGGAACCCAGAUAGCGGUACAGCUGGAGGAGCAGCAGACCCUGGAGGAAGCCAUCAGCAUGGCCACAGCAGCCAUUCAGCAGGGCAGCAUGUCUCAGGACGAGGUGGUGGCUGAGCAAGGCUGCUGAGAAACUGCGUGAAGAAACUGGAACCAGAGGCGCAGAGUCAGGGGGUGCGCUGCCAGCUUUUAAAAACUUUUCUUCUUCUUCAUGGCGUUGCCACUUUGAGUCCAAAAGGUAUUGCUUUUAGUUUUUUUCUUAAAAUUAAAAAAAAAAAAAACAAACAAAAACAAACACCGCCGGCUGUUUCCCAGCCUUGUUCGUGAAGGGGAACGCAACUUGCCCCCACCCCCCCAAAUCCCAGGACCUUUCCUGGCAGAAAGGUUUGACAGCUCGGCUUCUCUCGCACUGAAAUCAAUGGGAAAUGAAGGAGCUUCCAGAUGUAGAAGAGCCACCAGGAUAAUGUAGGCUUUUCUUGCUGUGUUGUUUCACCUUUUGUUUUCCCUCACUCUCUUUCCAUUGGAUUUCUGGAAUGACUGCCAGCAAGGACUUAUAUGUACUAAGACUAGCGCCCUCUCACGCUGGAGGAGGCUGAUGCGCUCAGAUGGUCCGUGCAAUCUCCCUAGACUUGAAGCGCAGCAAAGUACUCCCCUCCUAAUAGUAUUAGAUGCGUGUGAUUUUAACAGCUGGAGCACUCUGCUUUCCUGAUCUCCGAGUCCAGAGAAAGACGGCGCCUGUAUCUUUUUCAACUGUACCAAAGGUUUUGUUUAAACCAGCAAUAAAUAUAUCUUUGCAUUGUUUUCCAUUGCACAUAAAAGCCAGCUCCACACACCCGAUCGCUUGGUUGUAAUUGUUUUGAACAAGUCAUAAAAAUUACUGGUUAAAACCAAAAAUAGGACUAGUUUUGCUAGAGAAGCCGCGCUGUUUUGAGUUUGCGUUUCCACACGGGCCCCUUUCCCAGAGCUUCGUGACAGGCGGUGUACUGUUUGUCUCAGGUGAUAGGAAUUGCUUUUUUUUUUUGGUUAAUGAAACUUUUUGUGAGAGAGAGAGGGAGAGGGAGGAGUGAACCCUGAUUUCUUUUUUAUGUACUGAAAUUGUCUAGACUUUUUUUUUUCUUUUCUGCUUUAAAAAGGUGUUUGGGCUGAUGUGUGUGAAGGGACUUUAAAUAAAAAUGUGGUUAAAAC
Molecule: messenger RNA, 3685 nt
Organism: Polyodon spathula (Mississippi paddlefish)
Lineage: Eukaryota; Metazoa; Chordata; Actinopteri; Acipenseriformes; Polyodontidae
Product: zinc finger protein 76-like
Exons: 14
Coding region: 882-2630 (582 amino acids)
Biological process (GO): regulation of transcription by RNA polymerase II
Cellular component (GO): transcription regulator complex; PcG protein complex
Molecular function (GO): DNA-binding transcription factor activity, RNA polymerase II-specific; RNA polymerase II cis-regulatory region sequence-specific DNA binding
Source: RefSeq, a predicted model, not a curated record